Messenger RNA from Saccostrea cuccullata (small rock oyster), 2125 nucleotides. Its product is annotated as calcitonin receptor-like. NCBI's taxonomy places the organism in Eukaryota, Metazoa, Mollusca, Bivalvia, Ostreida, Ostreidae. Gene Ontology annotation, biological process: cell surface receptor signaling pathway; adenylate cyclase-modulating G protein-coupled receptor signaling pathway. Gene Ontology annotation, molecular function: G protein-coupled peptide receptor activity. The transcript has 13 exons. Gene Ontology annotation, cellular component: plasma membrane. The coding region runs from base 317 to 1558 and encodes 413 amino acids. The record is from RefSeq and is a predicted model, not a curated record.
AGCAUGAUUGCUGAUUUUUUUUGUUUUAAAAAAUGUUUGGCACACUUUGGAUUUAAUUUACUUUUUCAUCAGGAGUUCCUAUUUUUAUUGCGCUCGUAAACAUUCUAACAAGAAACAAUAAAAACGAAACCAAUAACCCGUAAAGGGAGCUCAUAUAAAAAGUGACUGAUGCAUGGCAGAGAGAGAUAUAGGGCAGCUUGAAGUGAAGUAACUAUCUCGGAGAAGUUGCUAUACAUCAAUAUCGUAAAGACCUCUGAGCGCUGAACUAUCAAUAGUCAUCUUAAUUUUCCCUCUUAAUGCACAUGGAUCAAUAGUGAUGGCGGAGUGUGAUUUCUCCCCCUAUCCUACAGACGGCCGCUUGUAUUGUAAUGCUACAUAUGACGGCGUACAAUGUUGGAACCAUACGUUAGCAGGAACAACAGCCUUCGGCGCGUGCCCAGAGAACCACCCGUCUUCAAAAGUAUUUGACAAUCCGUCAGGUUACUCUUACAGAAAAUGUGAAAUAAACGGAAUUUGGUGGAAUAACAGCAACUCUGGGAUACACGAGUUUGCCAAGUCCAACUAUCUGCCGUGUAUUUCACAAGAAGUGCACAAUAUUGAAGAAGACAUCCACGAUAUGAAUGUCGAAAGAAUCAAGCUUGUUAUGUAUAUCUACAUGAGUGGUUAUACUGUGUCCAUUUUACUGCUGAUCGUCGCCUUGGCUAUUUUUGGUUUGUUCAAGCAGCUUCAUUGCAGUCGUGUCACAAUACAUUCCAAUUUGUUCAUCUCCUAUAUCCUCAGUGGCUCUAUGUGGAUUGUAUUUUAUACCGAGAUGUCAUUAAGCAACUUUGAUAUAGAAUCCAGACCGACUUGGUGUUAUGUUUUACAUGCCUUCACACAAUACACAACACUCUGUAAUUAUGCCUGGAUGCUGUCAGAGGGCAUAUUCCUACACUUUUGUUUGGUUCACGUGUUCUCUGAAAAAAGGAAACUGUUAAUUACAUGCUGUGUCGUUGGAUGGGUUCUACCCAUCUUCUUUACUGCCGUGUAUUGCGUGGUUCGCCUAAUUGACGGGGAGAAAGAGAAGCAUGGGUGUUGGCUAGAAAUCCAGUGGUCUUUUUGGAUUCUUUUAGUACCUAUCAUUUUAUCCUUACUGCUUAAUCUGAUCUUCCUUAUCAAUAUUUUGAGAAUCAUAUUAUCAAAAAUACGAUCUUACAACCAGAGAGAUUCUAACCAAUUUAGAAAAACCGUCCGCGCCAUCUUGAUUCUCGUUCCUUUGCUGGGUUUACAGUAUAUACUAAUGCCACUGAACAACGACUCAUUUAUUUACAAGAUAAUUGUUGCAGUAGUGACGUCAUAUCAGGGUGCAGUUAUUGCCGUGCUGUUUUGUUUUCUCAAUGGCAAGGUUAUAAAUCUUAUCAAAAGAAAAAUAAGAACAAAACAAUGGAGUACUGUUUCACAACGUCUUCCACAAAGAAGUUCUCUAAGAUCGAGCUCAAGAAAAAGCAAUUCGUCAAAGAAGGAUGAAUAUGAAUUAACAGAAAACAAGGGAUCACGAGCUGCAUUCCUACCAUUAUAGACAAAUGGAGUCGAACAGGGUGGAAAAGGGCCAGAUUCUUUAUCAAGUGUAUGGAAUUAAAAAAAAGUUUUUUAAGGAAGCUCUAAAUACGAACAUAAAAUUGCUUUUUGGCCUUGGUGAAAAUUAUGUCAUAUGAAUGUGCAUAUUGAGACUUUUUCAUUCAUUUAUAACAUGGUAUAUGGCAUGGUAUUUCAAAGGAAAAUUUUUUAAAGACAAUGAACUAUCUGAGAGAAGAAAUCAAUGCUGUUUGCUGAGUGAAAAUAAUAAAUUCAAUUAUUUCCUCUUGGUUGUACAUAAUGUUAAAAAUAUUUUGAUCUAUUACAAAUCGUGCAACUGUAAAUAGCAUUUUUUUUAAAACUUACUUCUAAGGGCAGAUCACUCUAACUACAUACAACUAAUCUAUAAGUAGAGAUUUUUAGUGUGCAUAGUUUAGAGCUUUCUUAAGUUUAGGUUCUUUGUGUGGAAAAUUCAGCCACAUGUUACAACGGUGGGGUAAAAUUUUCCAUUUUUGAAAAUCUACAAACUAAAUUAUUUUAGAAUUAGUAGUACAUAUAAAAAUUCAAUAAU